Molecule: messenger RNA, 2359 nt
Organism: Pan troglodytes (chimpanzee)
Lineage: Eukaryota; Metazoa; Chordata; Mammalia; Primates; Hominidae
Gene: USB1
Product: U6 snRNA biogenesis phosphodiesterase 1
Exons: 7
Coding region: 137-934 (265 amino acids)
Biological process (GO): U6 snRNA 3'-end processing
Cellular component (GO): nucleus
Molecular function (GO): 3'-5'-RNA exonuclease activity
Source: RefSeq, a predicted model, not a curated record
CCGCCCCUCCCGGCUCCGCCCGGAGGCGGUGCCAGCCCAGGCCCCGCCCCUGGGAGGGCGCUUCCGGCACAGCGGAACUCCGGGUGCCGGUUGAGGUUGCUGGUGGACCUGCUCUGGUGGUCUUGGAUGAGGCCCCAUGAGCGCGGCGCCCCUGGUGGGCUACAGCAGCAGCGGCUCCGAGGAUGAGUCCGAGGACGGGAUGCGGACCAGGCCGGGGGAUGGGAGCCACCGUCGUGGCCACAGCCCCCUUCCCAGGCAGAGAUUUCCAGUACCUGACAGUGUGCUGAACAUGUUCCCGGGCACCGAGGAGGGGCCUGAAGAUGACAGCACAAAACACGGGGGACGGGUGCGCACCUUCCCCCACGAGCGAGGCAACUGGGCCACCCACGUCUAUGUACCAUAUGAAGCCAAGGAGGAGUUCCUGGAUCUGCUUGAUGUGUUGCUGCCCCAUGCCCAGACAUAUGUCCCCCGGCUGGUAAGGAUGGAGGCGUUCCACCUCAGCCUGUCCCAGAGUGUGGUUCUGCGCCACCACUGGAUCCUCCCCUUCGUGCAGGCUCUGAAAGCCCGUAUGACCUCCUUCCACAGAUUCUUCUUUACUGCCAACCAGGUAAAGAUUUACACCAAUCAAGAGAAAACCAGGACCUUUAUUGGGCUUGAGGUCACUUCAGGGCAUGCCCAGUUCCUGGACCUGGUUUCAGAGGUGGACAGAGUCAUGGAGGAAUUCAACCUCACCACUUUCUACCAGGAUCCUUCUUUCCACCUCAGCCUGGCCUGGUGUGUGGGUGAUGCACGUCUCCAGCUGGAGGGGCAGUGCCUGCAGGAACUACAGGCAAUCGUGGAUGGGUUUGAAGAUGCUGAGGUGCUGCUGCGCGUGCACACUGAGCAAGUCCGCUGCAAGUCUGGGAACAAGUUCUUCUCGAUGCCUUUGAAGUGAGCACCAGAGGCCUUCCUCCUCCAGGGCCCUCUGCAAACCAGGCUGAGAUGGAGGAACCUGCUAAAAUCGAUGGAGAUGCUUCUAGCCUCCCAGUAGGAGGCCCCAGCCAUGCCUUCAACCUGGCAGGAGGUGUAGCCACUCCUCAUCCUCCCUGAGUGCUGAUAUUCUCUCUCUCUCUCUUUCUCUUCCUCUUCUUUCUCUCUCUUCUCCUCUCUUUCUCUCCUCUCUUCCUCUCCUCUCUCUUCCUCUCUUCUCUCUUCCUCUCCUCUCCUCUCUUCCCCUCCUGUCUCUCCUCCCCUCCUCUCUCUCUUCCUCUCCUCUCUCUUCCUCUCCUCUCUCUCUUCCUCUCCUCUCUCUACCCCUCCUGUCUCUCCUCCCCUCCUCUCUUCCUCUCCUCUCUCUCUUCCUCUCCUCUCUUCCCUUCCUGUCUCUCUUCCCCUCCUCUCUCUCUUCCUGUCCUCUAUCUCUUCCCCUCCUCUAUCUCUUCCUCUCCUCUCUCUCUUCCUCUCCUCUCUCUCUUCCUCUCCUCUCUCUCUUCCUCUCCUCUCUCUCUUCCUCUCCUCUCUCUCUCUCCCUUUCUUCUCUCUCUCCUGUCUCGGCUGUUGUGGGUUGCAGGUUGGGCGCUGCUGUUGUGGUCCUUCCCAGAAACUGCCAGUAGAGGGCAGCCUGGGCAUCCUAAUGCUUACUCUGGUUGUUACACAAAGAAAAUAUUGGGGUCACUGGCGAGCCCACCCACACUCACCAGAAUCUCCACCGUAGUCCCCCUAACAAACAGCCCUUCACUUCCUCUCCCACUUCAGCAAUUUGUAUUUUGAUGCCAUUGGCCUCAGAUCAGAGUGUUUUAAAUCAUCACGCCCUGGCUUAUCCCUGGUCAAGCCAGGACACGGGGUGCUUCAGUGGGUCUGUCACCCUCUCUCCUUGAAGCAUGUUGCUUUUAUUUAUUUACUUUUACUCUCACCCUGCUCCUGUACCAGCAGGGGCCACUUCAAAGCCAAGGUACAGGGUGAUAACUUGUGGUCCAGCAUCAGUUUUCUCCACUUCUUUCUCCCACUCACCCCCAGCAAGGUGCCUGGGGAGACUUGAGCAGAUGUUUCAUUUUGGCCUGGCCAGUGGCUGAAAGCCAGGCCUCCAAUGCACUGUGACCUCUGGCUUCCCCAGCAGCUUUCCCAGAGAGGCAGAGGGGCCUUCCACAGCCCGGGUUCUCCUGCUGCCUCCUGCCUGCUGCAGCUGCAGGCAUUCUGAGGGGCAACGUGGAGGAAGGGCCAGGGAUGCAUGGGAUUUUAAUUUUUUCAUCACACCUUCCCCGUGGCAAAGAAACAGUCAGUCCUCUUCAGGUGUCUUCUGGAUUUCUGGUGAUGGACAGAGAAAUCUUUUUACAGUUUUAAAUUAUGUUCAACAAAUAAAAAUUGCAUUUUUUAUUUUGGA